AUGGGGUCAGAAGAUCUGGCAGCCUCCCUCUCAGCCUCCCAGCAUGGGGUCAGAGCAGCCAGCAGCCCCCUAGCAUGGGGUCAGAGUCUGUCCUGGAUGUUGAGCUCCCAGCAGCCUUCCUCUCAGCCUCCAAGCAUGGGGUCAAAGCCUGUCCUGGAUGUUGAGCUCCCAGCAGCCUCCCUCUCAGCCUCCAAGCAUGGGGUCAGAGCACCCAGCAGCCUCUCUCUCAGCCUCCCAGCAUGGGAGUGUCUCUAUCACAAGCCCCUGGGGUUCGAGGCUGGUUCAGUGGCACCGGACCAGAUUAGCUGUUCUAACCAGGAAGAGUACAGCGGCUGGUAUUCGUCCUGGACCUCCAACAGGGCACGACUCAACAGCCAGGGCUUCGGGUGUGCAUGGCUGUCUAAGUUCCAGGACAACAGCCAGUGGAUCCAGAUUGACCUGCAGGAUGUGGGUGUGGUCUCAGGUAUCCUGACCCAGGGUCGCUGUGAUGCUGAUGAGUGGCUGACUAAGUACAGUGUCCAGUACCGCACCGAUCAGAACCUAAACUGGAUCUACUACAAGGACCAGACUGGCAACAACAGGGUGUUCUAUGGGAACUCGGACCGCUCGUCGUCCGUUCAGAACCUGCUGCGUCCUCCUAUUGUGGCCCGCUAUGUUAGGCUCCUCCCUCUGGGUUGGCACACCCGCAUUGCACUGCGCAUGGAGCUGCUGAUGUGCAUGAGCAAGUGUACCUAAAACCUAUGACCCUAAUAACCCUAACCCCUAACCCCUAACCUCUAACCCUGUCUAUCCUACUGGGCACAGAUGUCAGUUCAACAUCUUGUUUUGAUUUACAUUUGUUUACGUUGUAAAUGUAAAUUCAACGUGAAAUCAAGAAACAAAUUCACCAUGUCAUGUGAUUUAGGCUAAAAGGUUAGGUGAAACUAUGAGGAAAUGCUCUCAAGUUGAUUUGUUUUCCACAUUUAUUCAAACCUAUCAAAUUUAUUUUUUUGUGUUGAAAUUACAUGGAAACCACAUUGAUGGACCCAGUUUUUGCCCAGUGAGGUCAGAGUCCACCUUGCCCUUCCAUCUUAACUCCCAGACGCUUGCCAAAGGGCGACAUUAUUUAAGCAUUUCAUUGUACACUUGGCUGUAUGACGUCCAUAUGACAAACUAAACUUUGAUUUGUCCCUGGUCCGGUAACCCUGUCAAGACACAGUACCGAGCUAGUAGCAAUAGAAUGAUGUCUUGAUCUCUUUCCCUGUUUGUCUUCUAGGGGCUGUGGCUGUCAGUGUGUUUUAUUGGCAGAGACCAUUGUGUGUUUACCUUUUUUAACUAUAGUAAAUAAUACAGUAUUUAAUUUGCAUAUACCCUGCCCAUUCCCCUCCCCAUAUUCCAAUUUGUGCCACCCACAAGUUGAAAACGACAUGCCAAGUACACUAUAUGACCAAAAGUAUGUGGACACCUGCUCGUCGAACAUCUCAUUACUAAAUCAUGGGCAUUAAUAUGGAGUUGGUCCCCCCUUUGCUGCUAUAACAGCCUCCACAAUUCUGGGAAGGCUUUCCACUAGAUGUUGGAACAUUGCUGCUUUAACAGCCUCCACUCUUCUGGGAAGGCUUUCCAUGAGAUGUUGGAACAUUGCUGCUAUAACAGCCUCCACUCUUCUGGGAAGGCUUUCCAUGAGAUGUUGGAACAUUGCUGCUUUAACAGCCUCCACUCUUCUGGGAAGGCUUUCCAUGAGAUGUUGGAACAUUGCUGCUAUAACAGCCUCCACUCUUCUGGGAAGGCUUUCCAUGAGAUGUUGGAACAUUGCUGCGAGAAUUUACUUCCAUUCAGCCACAAGAGCAUUAGUGAUGUUGGGCAUUGAUGUUGGGCCCAACACAAGUUGCAUUCUUUCAGAGACAGAAAAAAAUGUGUCUGCUUGUAUAUUUAGCAAUGAAUCCACCGAUAGGAACAUCGCUGAAAGACUCUAUGGAACAAGGACAACCAUAUCUACACCCACAAAAAUGUGAAUUGCAAUCAAUAUAACAUAGAGCCAUCGUGAAAUGCCACUAAGCAGGACUUCAUUUAUUUUUAGAUCUCGCCCCCAUCAAUACACCUGAAGCCGUCAUAGGGUGUAUCGAUCAGCGCGCAACGCCCUGCCCUGCUUUCCUCCUGGGCUAUUAUGUGUGAAACACAUCUCACUGUCCUAGAAAUGCCUCAGACAUUAUGAAACCAAACCCAGAUUCCCCCAGGGUGAAAUUCCCCUUUAACUAUUAAGUUGUUAAUAUUCUUAGCUUUAUCCUUUGAAAAUAGACAAGUGGAAAAAUUCUGGGGAUGAGCAUGUGUAUCUUCAAUAUGUACACAUUGUUCCGCUUUAGUGCAUUUAACUUUAUGUCGCAAGUAAAAGCCUUUGGUGGCGAGUCAGUACAAUACAAGGUUAAAACCCCCCUCAGACUCAGGAAGGUUAAAACCACCCCCAGUCUCAGGAAGGUUAAAACCACAGUCAGACUCAGGAAGGUUAAAACCACCCUCAGACUUGAAGAUGUAAAACUUUCCUUUUAUUUGCCCAUUUAACAUCUAUGCCAUUCUGAAGAGGUUUAUUCUGCCUGUGAGAUUUAUGGGAAGAUUGUUUCCAUUUAAUUAGAUCUGCUUUCAUAUUGUUGAGUAAUGGAAUAAUGUUAACUUUAUAUAUUUGUUGUCACUUGUUAAGCAUCCCAAGUAUUUCAUAUUGUUUUGUGGUCCACAUAAAGGAUUGCUGUAGAUCGUGAGUUAAUAUUUUUCUUAUUACCAUCAUUUUUCCCCACGAUAAUUAUAUCAUGAGAUUUUUGAGCAUUCUGAGUUUUCGAUAUUGGUCAGCCAUAUCAGGAGAUCAUUUGCAAAUAAGUUUAGUUUAUAUUCAUGUUCACCAAUACUGAUACCUGUUACAUUUGGGUUCUGUAUAUUUCUUUCUGCAAGCGUUUCAAUUGCUAUUGCAAACAGGAGGUUGGAGAGGGGACAUUCCUGUCUAUUGCAAACGGGAGGUUGGAGAGGGGACAUUCCUGUCUAUUGCAAACAGGAGGUUGGAGAGGGGACAUUCCUGUCUAUUGCAAACAGGAGGUUGGAGAGGGGACAUUCCUGUCUAUUGCAAACAGGAGGUUGGAGAGGGGACAUUCCUGUCUAUUGCAAACAGGAGGUUGGAGAGGGGACAUUCCUGUCUUGUGCCCCUUUUUUAAUGCAAUUUUAUCAGAUAAUGUGUUAUUUUUGUAUGUUUUAGCUUUAGGACAUUUAUAUAAUAUUUCUUAUUAAAUUGAUUAUUUCAGCUGGAUGUGGCUGAAAUAGCUGAAUCCACCAAUUUGAAGGGGUGUCCUCAUACUUUGUAUAUAUAGUGUAUAUACCAUAUAUUGUGUACCAGGUUAUAGAAUAGAGCAGAAGCUCUGAACUAGCCGGUCAGACCCCAGUCCUACCUACCUACCUACAGGUUAUGGGAAAUAUGCUAUUUUACUAUUUCUCCAAUUGGUUUCCUGAAGGUGAUAUCCUCCACAAAGAUAAUAAAACUAAAACACUAUAAUAAAUACUACAGUGAUGUUCUCCAAAACACUACAGCAAAUACUACAGUAUACUACAGUCCGCAAAACACUACAUUAAUUACUAUAGUUUAUACUACAGUUUAUUUUACUACAAAAUGUAUACUAUUAGUUAGCUGUACAUACUACACUAUACUACAGCACAUACAUACGUAUACUAAACACUACAUUGAAUACUACAAUAUUUAUACCAUAGUAUACUAUAGUAUUUUUUUAUUUUUUUGUGAGUGAGAACAAGGAGCUGUAAACAUGAUCAUUGGGGGCCGGUUUACUGGACACAGAUUAAGCCUGGUCCUGAUUCUCCAUUGAGCAUGCUUUUUAGUCCAGGACGAGGCGUAAUCUGUGUCCGGGGAACUAGCCCCUAAUGAUCUAAAGCCCAGAGUCAGAUGAGAUGUGGACAUGUUGUUGAAUGUCCUGUAAACUAAAGUACUGUACUGUCUGUGUCUAUCUGUUUGAAUGUGACUUUUAUUGUGAUGUGUAACAGUAAGGUAUAGUGUUGCUGUAUUUCAGUGGUGUCUCCAAUGUCCUGUUCUGUUGAAUCACAUUAGAUUGUAUAUUCAGGGUUAGGCUUAGGGUUAGGCCAAUACACCCCUCAAUAAAGUGACAGCAUUGAAAGCAAA
Molecule: messenger RNA, 4144 nt
Organism: Oncorhynchus kisutch (coho salmon)
Lineage: Eukaryota; Metazoa; Chordata; Actinopteri; Salmoniformes; Salmonidae
Product: retinoschisin-like
Exons: 4
Coding region: 1-735 (244 amino acids)
Cellular component (GO): plasma membrane
Molecular function (GO): signaling receptor activity
Source: RefSeq, a predicted model, not a curated record